GCCCAGCAGUUCUGACAGAGUCAGGAAUCAUGUGUCCUUCUCCAGAUCCCAGCCAAGCACCAGCUUUGCCAACAGGAAAAGGUGUCAGAAGUGUGUGAGCAGUCUCUGGGGAUGUAACUGGUGCAUCCAGCAGCACCUCUGCACCCACAAAGCAGCCUGUGAGGAGGGAACCAUUAUCUACAAUGAAAGGGCCCAGAUUCCAUCCUCAAGUGUGUAUCCUUCUUCAGCCGCUCCCCUCACCAAGUCUUCUACCACAGCCCCAACCAUGGCCACAAAACCCGUCACUACCCCUGUGCAUGUGGGACCAAGCACUGAGGCCCCCACAGAGCCCAUCCACAUCACACCCUCUGCAGCCCCAGAUCCGAUGACUGAGCCUGUGGAAACCCUCAGCUACACGUACCUGACUCUGUCGACCGAAGCCGCCCCUCUCCAGGCCGCCACAGAAUCCCCGCUCCCACCACCAGCAGACAAACCUGCUGUCACUGUGCCAGAGACAACCUCUCCCGCUGCAUCUGUCCUCACCAGCCCAUCCAAAAAUGUGGAUCACGCAGCCCUGCCCACUGAAGGGCCAGCCACAGCCCAGGAGCCACGGCACACCGACCCACCCACCACCCCCGUGGGUAGCCCCCUGCACACGUCUGCAGCUGCAGUAACACCUUCCUCUCCUGUCACCAGUUUCAAGUGGGCUCCAAGUCCUUUUCCUACCACAGAAGCACUGACAUUUGCCAUCCCAUCUCCCCAGACCCCCAGCCAGGUGCCAGGGAGCCCUGUUGCCUCUGAUGACUCUCCUGGAUUGCUGGGAACUGAACUAUCUGCUUCAGAGCUCCCACCAUCAGCUCCCCCGGAGUGGCUGCUGGAGGAAGGCACAGAACUCCAGGACACAGAGGACUGGAUGGAUUUGCUGCAGGCUGAGAAUGACACAUCUCUCUUCUCUGCUUCUACUCUUCUGUCGGGUGAUGGCGAUUCUUCAGAGAGGGAUGUCCCUGACUUUCCUCGGAUCCUUCACCCUGACCUUGAUUAUCAGUAUGAUGCCCCUGAGUUUUGGGAGGAGAAUGAAGAGCCUAGCUGGGGUCCAGAUGCAUGUCCCUGUGUGCAGGGAAUCCAGGGAUCUUCACUGUUUCCAGUCAACGUGGCGAGGAAGAUAACUCUGCUGGGAAAGAACUUCCACCUCUAUCAGGACCAGCAGUGGGACUAUGAGUGUGUCCUGAAUGUGGAGGGGAGGACAGUGGUGAUGGAUGCUUAUGUGGAAGGAGAUGAAACAAACCGGUCUCUCUGUUAUAUCACCUGCCAGAUGAACCAGUACAGUUACACGGCAUCUCAACUUGAAUUCAACGCUGUGGUGUUUGUACAGAGGCGACGACACCUUCGAGUGGACAGUGCUGCAGAUCUUCAUGUGACUUUUUACAACUGCUCUGUGGGACACACUGAUUGUAGCCGAUGCCAAACAGCUGACUCAAAGUACAACUGCGUGUGGUGUGGAGGUGACAACCCCAGCUGUAUCUUCAGGGGCUCUUGCAAGGAAGAAAUUGAAGACCUGUGUCCAGCACCUCUCAUUCACUCUGUGUACCCCCUGUCUGGACCAGUGGAAGGUGGCACUAGAAUCACCAUCACUGGCUCAAACCUCGGGCAGAAACAUCAAGACAUUGCAGAAACUGUCACUGUUGCAGGAAUUCCCUGUGCCGUAGAUGCUCAAGAGUAUGAGAUCUCUAGCAGUAUCGUGUGUGUCACUGGCGGGAGCUGGACAGAGAGAUUCGGGCAUAUUGUGGUGGAAGUGCCCGGAGGAGGACGAGGCGUUUCUGGGCAUGUUUUCACCUAUCAGAACCCAGAGCUGAAAUCCAUUGUUCCAACUCAGGGCCCCAAAGCAGGAGGAACCUGCCUUACCCUUCUGGGCUCAAAGCUGCUGACUGGGCAUCCUAACGAGAUCAGUGUCCUGCUUGGAGACCUCCCUUGCCAAAUCCUCUCUGAGAUGACAGAGGAUCAGCUGGCAUGCCAGACGAGUCCCAGCAAUGUGUCCACAGAACUCCCAGUCACCAUCAAAUAUGGGGACCAAGAGCGGAGACUGGAAGGAUCCCUCUUCAGAUAUACUCUGGAUCCCAACAUCACUUUUGCAGAGCCACCUAAAAGCUUCCUCAGUGGAGGGAGAGUGCUCAGAGUUCAUGGAUACAACUUAGAUGUUGUACAGAAACCGAAGAUCCGAGUUACAGUUUCUCCAUCUGAACGCCGGCGCAGAGGAGCCGGACGAUGGCGCAGAAUCAUCCCAGACUCGGAGUGCCCUGAGGAUGCUCUGUGCAGCAUCCAGCAGUUUGAAGAGCCAUGUCUUGUUAACUCCUCUUACCUGAUCCUGUGCAAAACUCCAGCCAUUAACCUGCUGUUGAGGAGUGUCCGUAUCAAACUGGAAUUUAUUCUGGAUAAUCUGAGCUUUGAUUUCAAUUCACUGCAUCCCAUACCCUUCUCUUAUGAAGUCAAUCCUGUCCUAAAACCACUGAAUGCUGAGGAUCCUGCCAAACCAUAUCGUCACAAGCCAGGAAGUGUCAUCUCUGUGGAGGGGGAAAAUCUAGAUCUGGCUAUUUCCAAGGAUGAAGUUAUGGCUAUGAUUGGGGAAGGAAUCUGUGUGGUGAAGACUCUAACAAGGAAUCAUCUCUACUGUGAGCCCCCCUCCGAGCAGCCAGCUCCGCGGCACCGCACGAAGCGGGAGGGCACGGACUUGCUCCCAGAGUUCACGGUACAGAUGGGAAACCUGAACUUCCUCCUGGGCCGAGUGCAGUACGACACGGAGAGCCAGCUCACCUUCCCACUGGAGGCACAGAUUGGUUUGGGUGUUGGUGCUUCCUUUGUGGCUCUGAUUGUUCUGGUCAUCGUCUUCAUAUACAGGAGGAAGAGCAAACAGGCUCUGAGGGAUUACAAGAAAGUUCAAAUCCAGCUGGAAAAUCUGGAAACAAGUGUUCGGGACAGAUGCAAAAAGGAAUUCACAGACCUGAUGACUGAGAUGAUGGACCUCACAAGUGACCUUGUGGGCACAGGGAUCCCCUUCCUGGACUACAAGUCCUAUGCAGAACGCAUUUUCUUCCCGGGCCAUCGUGAGUCACCGCUGCAAAGGGACCUGGACAUCCCUGAGUGCCGGCGGCAAACAGUGGAGCAGGGCUUGGUCCAGCUCUCCAACCUGCUCAACAGCAAGCUUUUCCUCACCAAGUUCAUCCACACUCUGGAAAUCCAGCGCACUUUCUCUCCGAGAGACCGGGCCUAUGUGGCAUCACUGCUCACAGUGUCACUGCAUGGGAAGCUGGAGUACUUCACUGACAUCCUCAAAACGCUCCUGAAUGACCUCGUGGAGCAGUACGUGGCCAAGAACCCCAAGCUGAUGCUGCGGAGGACAGAAACAGUGGUAGAGAAGCUGUUAACCAACUGGAUGUCCAUCUGCCUGUACGCCUUUGUGAGGGAUUCUGUUGGGGAGCCCCUUUACAUGCUAUUUCGAGGAAUCAAGCACCAGGUGGACAAAGGGCCAGUUGACUGGGUGACAGGGAAAGCCAAAUAUACCCUGAAUGACAACCGCCUUCUGAGAGAGGACCUGGAGUACCGGACUCUGACCUUAAAUGCUUUGACACAAGCAGGAGUUGGUGCAGGAGGGGCAGAAGACUCCCAAGGGAUUUCUGCAAAAGUGCUGGACUGUGAUACCAUAACACAGGUGAAGGAGAAAAUCCUAGAUCAGAUCUACAAAGGGACACCAUACUGCCACCGGCCAGACCCAGACACCCUGGACCUCGAGUGGAGAUCAGGGCUGGCAGGUCAUCUGAUACUGUCCGAUGAGGAUGUGACAUCUGUUGUUCAAGGGACUUGGAAACGUCUGAACACUCUUCAGCAUUACAAGGUGCCUGAUGGAGCAACAGUAGCACUGGUCCCACGCCUGACAAAGCACAUCCAUAGGGAGAAUCAGGAUUACAUCCCAGGAGAGAAAACGCCAAUGCUGGAGGAUGCAGAUGAAGGUGGGAUCAAACUUUGGCACCUCGUAAAACCAACAGAAGAGCCAGAGCUUCCCAAGCAUCGGCGUGGGAGCUUAAGAGAUCGGGAGCGAGCCAAGGCAAUCCCGGAGAUCUAUCUGACACGUCUGCUCUCAAUGAAGGGCACUUUGCAGAAGUUUGUGGAUGACUUGUUCCAGGUGAUCCUCAGCACCAACCGCUCUGUCCCUCUGGCAGUCAAAUACUUCUUUGAUCUCUUAGAUGAGCAGGCCAUACACUAUGGGAUUUCAGACCCUGAAACCAUCCAUAUCUGGAAGACAAACAGCCUGCCCCUGCGGUUCUGGAUCAACAUCAUCAAGAAUCCCCAGUUUGUCUUUGAUGUGCAGACGUCGGAUAAUGUGGAUGCUGUGCUGCUGGUCAUUGCACAGACCUUCAUGGACUCCUGUACGAUAGCUGACCAUAAGUUAGGGCGGGACUCUCCGAUCAAUAAGCUGCUUUAUGCCCGGGACAUUCCUCGCUACAAGCAGAUGGUGGAAAGGUAUUAUGCGGACAUUCGUCAGACCAUCUCUGCCAGUGACCAGGAGAUGAACUCUGCCCUGGCUGAGCUAUCACGGAAUUACUCAGGUGACCUCAAUUCCCUGGUGGCUCUACAUGAAUUGUACAAAUACAUCAAUAAGUACUAUGACCAGAUCAUUACUGCCUUGGAAGAAGACCCAACGGCACAGAAGAUGCAGCUCGGAUAUAGACUGCAACAGAUUGCAGCAGCUGUGGAGAAUAAAGUCACAGAUUUGUGACAGGCACAGACAGACUGCUCUCCCCUGGCUGAACGGGGACAGUGCUCAUCCUAGUUUAUACACAGGGUGUCCUGCUGCCAUUGGAACCAGACUGUCCAAGGAACCUGCGGGUGACAUUAGCAGGGAUGGCCAAGGCAGUACAAAGUACAAGCGUCCUUGCAUCUCAGAGAAUAUUUUUUUACAGCUUUUUUUUUUCUUUUUAAAAGCAAAACAAAACAAAAAAGGACAAACUUUGUUUUUUCCCUGGCAGAGACUGUUGCGGGGCCACACAGGUCCUUCCUACAGAUGUUACGUGAAUGUGCCAAGUUUCCAAACCACGUUGUUGAAGAGCCAGGUGACAACACCGAGCACUGUGUCUGUGGAGUCCAUGGAUGCCCUUGCCAGUGCUGGGACACUCCCUGCUGCACCUGCUCGCUUCAGUGGGGAUCAGGAAGCUUUCCCGGGGCUGACUGUUGUGCUAACCUCUGUCCCCAGCUAGCGAGCACUUCUGUGGUGUCCUACCUGAGAAACUCCUGACAGCAAUGCCCCUGCUUGUUCCGGAUGUUGGAUGUGGGAAGGAGAUGUCCAAAGGCAAAGGUCUCUUGCUCCCCAGUGCUCUGGUCUCUGACAGCUCACGUGUGGCACCUGCUUGGCUGUAACAUGCUCCCCAGCAUGUGCGCUUGCCCAGGGGGCCACUGUAGAUGAACAGCACCCCCUCACCCUUCCCCUCAGGACAAAUUCAGCAUGUGAGAGUUGCUGCCUGGCUUGCCUCGGUCUCCACUGACCCAACUCGGAUCUGUCUUCCUGGUUCCUUGUGGUCAGAGGUUGCCCUGCUCUUUGGAAAAGCACAACAAAUUCCUUGUGCCACUCCCCCUUCCUUCGGUGUCCAGCUGUUCUGCUGCUCUGAACUGGACUUGUAAAUACCCUCAGAAAGUUAAUGUAUUUAAAUGCUAAAGGAGAAUGUUUAACUUUGUGGCUUUGAGACAAAGCUUUUCUUGGAGAAGUAUCUCUGUGCACUUCUACUGACAAACGUCUGUCAGCACUGGAGCAGUUUUCUCCACUGCUUUGUCUGCAGGGAUAACUCAUAGGUGUCUCCGUUGUCGUACCAGCAGCUCGCUGUUCCCCAUGGAUCAGUUCCAGACUCUCUGUGUGCUCUUCUGUUAGGCUUGCCUUACACCUUAUUCUCAGCUCCACUUCCCAAACUCUCCUAUCAUGGCACAUACAAGAGUUAUUUGGGGAGCUGUAAACUUCAAGGAGCUGUGAAGCACAACUGCGUUGUUCCCAAGGAGGGUCAGGUGUCCUGCAAAUGGGAAUGAUUCUUGUAUGGAAGGAGAGGCUGGAGCAGGCGCAAGCACAGUUAGUUGGCAGCUGUCAUGGGGCAGCUCCUUACUGCUCCUUCCUUAGUUCCUCCACUUUGUGAAGAGAGUCCUCUGCCCUUCUGGGAGUUGAUCUCUAUUUAUAGGGGUGCCCUACUCAUUCUCUUCCUCCUCUGCUGCUAAUUCCACACUGAUGUCCUGCAUUCCUAGGGCAGGUAGACAGGUCUGACUCCUCUGUCACUUCCCUGAGGUGGUGACUGUGUGGGCCAGGAGAUAGCAGAGCUAGCAUAGGGUAGGAUCAUGUCCCUGCCUCUCUUUACAUUGCAUAUAGCAGUAAUUCCAGGCCUGUCCCAUCAGCCCUGUGGCUUUGUGCAAGGGCCGUGCAGUUGCAAAACUGUUCUUGGAGCAGUAUAAAACAGGCUGAUGCUGGCCUCUCUUCCUAUACAGCCAGCUCUCCUGUGACCCUCUCUCAGCAGUAUUCCCAGGUACUCUGUGUGCUGAGCAUGACCAACAUCCCUGUGUCACCUUCUGCUUCCAUCCUGCUGUACAGAGCAGUAGGGUAGCUGGCUGGCUGCUGCCAAGCAGAAAGGGGGGGUCAGAGUUUGCCUCUCUUCCUUGAGGUGAUGACCAGCUUGAGUCUUACUCCUGCCUGACCACCCAUUUCCACAAAAUUUACGGGAACUUAGCAUCUCUAAAACCUUUGUCCUGACUAAAUCUGGUUUAAUUGGCCCCAGAAAAGCUGGGUGGAGGAAAGGAUCGGAAAAAGCCAACACGAUGCACGUAAAGCCCAUUCCAUUAGGAACUGCAGGAGACGAUUCCCUGGUUUGAGGCAGGUGCAGGUACAGUGGUGGAGUAGUGUCAUCCCCUUGUGUGUUGGUGGAUGGACUUUCUGCCCCAGGCAGCAAAGCCUAGUUUUUGGCCUCUCCAGCUCACUGAGUGUCUGGCAGGAGCCACAGGCUCUCUGCUGGAUUUCUGGCUCUGCAGACUGGUAAUGUCUGCCCCUAUUUUUGCAGAAUUAUCUCUGCACUUUCCCAGAACAGGGUGGCUUGAGGCUUAAUUCUCAAUCCACCUCACGCUGCCAUCCACAUCCUCCUUGCUUCUCAGUAGUGCUUCUGGAUGUUGGAAGUGAUCUGCUUUCUCCCAGUGUAUCUGUGAAAGUCUGCUUUUAUUAGAGCAAUAAUGAAGAGCUAAAAAUAGAGUUAAACAUAGGUGAUUGACUUAUUUAACAUCUUCAGCUUGUCCUUGCAUGGCUGGAUAGGAGACACUGCCCGGCACAGGUGCAGUGAGGGUGGAAAGCUGGUAGUGCCCAUCUCUUCCCAUUCCAUCUGUCCUCGGUGUUCUCGAUACCAGCAUCCUCCUCCCCUGCAGACGUGCACUGAAGGCCCCUCGCUGAGAUCAACUUGGGUGUUUAGGCAUGGCCCCUCUUCUCUCCGUCCAUGCCCCUCUCCUGUGGCAAAAUCCAUUACUACGACAGGGUUCUGUUGCAUUUAAAUUUGCACAAAACAGGUUUUGUUAUGAAAUUCCCUAUUGCAGGGAAGACUUAUUUAUUUAUUCCUUGCGAUCCUUCUAAGUUUUCUCCAGUCUCUGCCUGAUUCCACAACCAGCUUGUGUCAGACACUCUGGAGAUGAACGUUCCUGCUCAAGGACAGAGAAUUCUCACUGGGUGUUCCCGUUUGACUACAGGUAGCAAGUUCUGUGGGCACCAGCAGGGAGAGCCCUGCCACCACGGCCAGUCCCCUCCUGCGGGAUACGGGCACAGUGAGGGGAUGUGGCUGCUCUAAUGGGACCCUCAGAACAGUGAUGAGUGGCAGGCAUCCAGCUUUAUUUAGUACUGCAGUCAGAGAGAGGAACUUGCUUCUGCCCUGGUCUGGGUGAAAGGCUGAGAACUGAUCAGUAUUAAGAUAAAUCUCCGUUAGUGUAUUGAAUGUCUCUCCUGUUGGCAUGACGAAGCGUAGCUGGCACGCACGUGAUGUAGAUGUGAGAGCUCUUGCUUUCAUCUGUCUGGUGGCAAAUUUAGGCUGUACCUGAAAGGUUUUGUGUGUUUGUAGAAAUGAUGGCUAAUUUUUUUUUAAAUGAAAAUAGAGGGUUCUCGGAUGCUGCUGCCUCGGUGGAAUGCCGUUUCUUUUUCAGGGUGUGCCCCAGUUGCAGCCAGAUGCUGCUUUUUUUUUUGUGUGUGUGUGCCUUUCUUGUGGGGAUGAUUCUUUUGGUUUCCAGAACACCCAGGGCAUUUGCUCUAGUCUUUUUCCCAGUCCUCUGUCCUGGUGACUCUGCUCUCUCCCAGCCUUGUGACUUGGUGUCUGUCUGUUAAGGUAUGGCCUGACCUGCAUUUAUGCCCUGCCACACCUUGAGUUCUGCUCAGAGCACCCAAGGUACUGUCUUUCUCAAAUUGGAAUUAAUAAUUAAUAUAAAAAGCUUGAAAAAAAUCUGAAUUUUGUUACAUAGUGUAAUAACUGUUUGUAGAUACUGUUCUGAGAUGUAGGAAUCUAUUGGUGAUAUAAGAGGUUUUGUCUGUAAAUAAUCAGUUUAGAGUCCAAAUGAUUUUAAUAAAGAGAAUUCUUACACAAUAAUUCAAUAAAUUUUAAUAUACAACCUC
Molecule: messenger RNA, 8635 nt
Organism: Pipra filicauda (Wire-tailed manakin)
Lineage: Eukaryota; Metazoa; Chordata; Aves; Passeriformes; Pipridae
Gene: PLXNB1
Product: plexin B1
Exons: 30
Coding region: 266-4747 (1493 amino acids)
Biological process (GO): negative regulation of cell adhesion; positive regulation of axonogenesis; regulation of cell shape
Cellular component (GO): semaphorin receptor complex
Molecular function (GO): semaphorin receptor activity
Source: RefSeq, a predicted model, not a curated record